This is a messenger RNA of Phytophthora nicotianae INRA-310, 5374 nucleotides long. Its product is annotated as TKL/TKL-CCIN protein kinase. The transcript has 2 exons. The record is from RefSeq and is a predicted model, not a curated record. NCBI's taxonomy places the organism in Eukaryota, Oomycota, Peronosporomycetes, Peronosporales, Peronosporaceae. Bases 82 to 4761 code for a protein of 1559 amino acids. Gene Ontology annotation, biological process: protein phosphorylation. Gene Ontology annotation, molecular function: protein kinase activity; ATP binding.
AGUUAAUAGAUAUGUUACAUUCAUUCUUCGUUUGGCUGCCUACCUUGUCUGGUGGUGACUCGCGAGGCCUCUGGCGCGCUCAUGUGCGUACUCUCACCUCCUACAGAGCGUGAGCUGUAUGCUCUGCUUCCCAUUUGCGCCUCUAGUGUCCAUGUUGUGUUCCGAAGUCUCGUCCCUCGCCUGCAGGCGUUGGAUACAUUUCUACAAGCUCAUAGUGUCGAUUUGACGGGCGAAGAGAGCGAAAUCGUCGACUUUCUGGAGGCUCUAAGUCACCACAGACACCAGGAAACCGUAUUUAACGCGCUGGUGCAGCAGCUUAAGCUUCUUACAGACUUUAACGCGCUCCAGCAAGACUCGAAUGAAGAUGCACCGAAUAAUUUACUGCAAAUGCUGCUGGAGGCUCCAAGGAAGAGCCGAGAAGUUCACUGGAUGCACCUACAGAUCGACGCCUUAAUGAGUCACGAAGAGACUGAGGAAGAGAGUUGUGACUGGCAGGAACACUGGAAAGAAGACUACAAGCAGCAAAUUGAGUUUUUCGAGGAAUUUUUAGACUCCAAAAAGUUACAGGAAGAGCUACAGAUACUGGAGACAAGUGAGAAGUUGGAGCUGCUGACUGCUCUUCAGUAUGAGAGAAAGAAAUUGAGUGGAAGUGACGAGGAGCUGAUGCCAGUGCAGGAGCAAAAGCUAUUGGAUCGAGCGAUUGAUAAGGUCUCUGAAGCUGCACAUGACGAGGUUUUAACGGUUCCGGAGUGGUUUGUACCCAGAUAUGAGGUGCAAAUACGAGAAGAUACUGGCAGCUUUGAAUGCUGCGUGGAAGGAGAGUGGAAUGGGCUUAAUGUUACACUGGAAUAUGGCGAAGAUAUGGAUACAGUUAUCAAUGGUGCUGAGAAAUGGUGUGGCGUGAAAGAUCCCUAUAUUGUGACGCUGCAUGGAGCGUGUCAUGUUGGGAAGACUCCGUUUAUUAUCUACGAGUCUAUACGGGACUUUAUUUCUCUUCUUGACUAUGCGAACAACGUCCAAAAUUCUCGAAAAGUGUGGAAAAGAUUGUUAGAAGCGGCACGAGGACUCCAGUAUCUUCACGGUUUAGGUAUUGCGCAUGGAAAUAUUACUGCAGCCUGUGUGGUUGUUGGAGCUGACAAGAAAGCGAAGAUCAAGUCCAAUACGUGGGAGGACCUCCCCACCGAGUCUUCAAAAGAGGACGAUGUGUACGCGUUCGCGUCAAUUAUUCUAGAAGCAACCAGUUCGUUUACGAUAGAAAAUCCAGACGAUAUCCUACCAAGCAUUGAAAAUGAGCAACAAUAUCCUUGUGGUAUGAACUACGCUGCCUGGUUGAUCGAAGAAAUGACAUCGAGUAAUCCACAUGAUCGACCGGAUAUGAACGCUGUAGUGCGGAUGUUACUGAAUGUGACGGAGCGUGAGCGUCCGUGGAGUGAUGUGCAGUUCCCCGAGCUACUAUUACACGCCCCUGACGUGUGGACUGCGCUUCGUACUGCUAGUCAACGUCACGAAACUGGAGUGGGGAUGUGUGCUCGCGUACUUAGACGUCUGGAACAAGUGUUAGUUAGACUCUGGGACGAAGGAAUCGUGUUUGGUGAUGGAGAGGAUGUCGAAUACAAUUGGCAAACACGCACGGAAUAUCUUCUACGUAGCAUGCGCUAUCUCACGAGACACUAUUUGCCGUCAAAUGGACGAGAACUGCUCAAAAUUGCCCAAGCUCGUCGCUUUUCGAAUGAAAUUCAACAAAUGCAUCACCAAUUAGACGCUUUACUUGCAGAAUUUGACAGUGAAAAUUUAUAUGCCGAGAUUGACCCCACUAGCGAGAGUAUAAGUCGAAGUGCGGAGGAAUGGGAGCUCGAAUGGGAAUAUGACUGUGGGGAUCUAAUGGCAACGUUUCAUGAAUAUCUCGAUGGUCUAGAACAGUCUGACGGUGUUAGGACUGACGUAGCUAUGGAGGCCAUGACCGUCAUGAAGCACGAGCUAGACAACUUCCGCUACGCAUUUACUGAUGCUCAGCAAGAUUUAGUUGUCCGAGCUUUUGAUAUUUGUGUCCGACAAGUAGGGACAGUGGUGACUUGUACACCUGAGUGGUUUAUAUCCCCAUAUGAAGUGCGGGACGGAAGUUGGUGGGAAGGUGUGCGUGUUACGAUACAAAAACCUCAACAGGAUGCAAACGCGUGUGAAAUUGUUCAAAGACAAGCAGAUAUUUGGUCUGAGCUCGUUCAUCCGCACGUGGUUGAGCUGUUCGGCGCAUGCCACGUUGGAUCUGCUCCGUUUUUCGUUUUUGAACGUGCCCGAGGAGGUUCGUUAAUGGAAUAUCUAUCACGGUAUCAGAACACUACACAAUUGUGGCGAUUACUUUACGAGACUGGAUUAGGACUACAGUAUCUGCACGAACGCGAUAUUGUACACAACGAACUUAGUAGUGAUAAUAUUGUCGUUGUGGUGGAGAAAAGUUCGGCUGUGAGAAGAAAACUCCACGGUAGGAAGGCGAAGCGGUCUCUCCGAUACGACAACUCGAUGCAGGAGGUUGCAAAGCUUAACGGACUGCAAUUCGCGCCUCUGAAUGACUCACGGCUGUUUCAAACCUAUCGGUCAUUCACCGAUGAAGAUUCGGGACGGUGGUUAUCGCCAGAGCGCAGGGGAGACGAUAUGGUACCAGAACUACCGUCGUUGGCGUCUGAUAUCUACAGCUUCGGUAUGAUAAUUAUUGAGGCAGUUUUGCACGGCACAGACAGUUGUGACGAGUUCCUGAAUGGCAUUCAGGACGAAGAUCAGUCGAUCUUUGAGCACAUACUGGAUCAAUUCGAACACGAAGCAUGGGAACUGGUUAAGAAAAUGUGUGCAUGGCAACCAGAAUUACGUCCGUCAAUCUCGUAUGUAGUACAGAAGCUCGGAGAACUGGCAAGCAGACAACGAACUGCAGAUCAACUUGGUGACUAUCGCGAGUUUGGGGAGAUGAAUGCAGCAAGUGUUACUGCUGAUGACGAGCAUUUUAGUAUUCCAAGAGAACCCAAAACAGCUGUGGAUUGUAUGAUACACGUACCUGAUGAAGCACCUUCAACCAUCUCUCAAGCGUUGCAGACUUUAAAGUCACAGAUACAGAAUUCUACGGAUAAUGGUAUUGAUUUGGAGGCAAGCAAUGACGACUUGAACGUACAAAUUCUGCGUCGAAUGGAUGAUAUCUAUCAGCGCUUGUGUGAUAUCGAGGCAAAUAUUGGCGAAGAUCCUGACAUCAAAGAUUUUUCUACUAUCGUGGCCAAUUUCGUGGAUAUUUUGACACAAUUCAUUGCUCACGUGAACGUCAGCAGCACUGGAAACUGUCUUACGCAGAUUGUGGCAAUUCGUCAACGCACUAACGAUAAAUUUUCGUUUCAUAAAGAUCUCGACGAAUUACUGAACGAGCUUCACUCAUACGAAUGUUUGUCGUCAGAGAAGGAAAAAAUACACGACUGGAAACGUCAAUGGUAUUUACACCGAGCUCGUCAGACACUGAGUCAUACGUGGACAUUGAUGAGUCCUAACGCUGCCAACGCUGCCGAUUUACUGCUCGACGAGCUCAAAGACGCCAAUGAUCGUGAAGAAAUACUAGCAUUUCUACGUUUUGAAGUCACACGCCACCGCUCUAGCUACACAUCUGCGCAAGUGAAAGCCAUGGGUGCAGCAUGUACUGAUAUUUCCCGCCGGUUAUCUGCUACUACUACAAUUCCUGAACAUUUUCACUUGUGGCAGCCACCCAGAUGGUUUAUCCCACUGUACGAAGUGGAAUUUAACCCACGUGAGUCCUUAGGCCACGGUGCCUUCGCCUCCGUUCACAUGGGAACGUGGCUCGGCACACCCGUCGUGAUCAAGAAGCUCACUUCUGGGUCAAUCAACCCACUGGGUUCACCGCCUAGCGCUGUGUUCUAUCGAGAAUUGAGUAUCUGGUAUCGACUUAACCACCCAUACGUGGUUAAACUGUACGGUGGCUGCCACGUUGGCGGCCAGCCGUUCUUCGUGUGUGAACCGGCAAGCAACGGCCGUCUCGAUACGUAUCUACAUCGCUUUGACCCUCCUGGUCCUAGUGUAGGUACAAGUAGCUUGAGAUCUACAUCUACAAUUAGUGGACAUACCAGUGGCUUCAGUAGAAGUACGUCGAACGGGUCAAGCACCGGUUUCUCAGCUGAUAGUAUAGGCUGUCACCGACGCUGCGAGGCUUGGAAGAAGCUGCGUCAGAGUGCACUGGGGCUACAAUACCUUCAUCAACACAGCAUUGUACACGGCGAUCUCAAGUGCGACAACAUCCUCGUGGCUGCCGACGGGACGGCGAAACUCACAGACUUUGGCCUCAGUACUAUCUGUCGAUAUGUUGACAGUGAGCAGGAACAGAGUAGUAAUGUGUCGGAAGUGGGUGCGCAGAGAUGGAAAGCGCCGGAAUGUUUGGCCGGCGCACAGCCGAGCUUCGAGUCGGACGUGUACUCGUUCGGCAUGUGCAUUCUUCAGGCUAUUAGUGGCGAGUUCCCAUGGGGAUCUCGGAUGCCGGAUGCAGCCGUUCGCUUCCACGUACGACGAGGUGUAUUGCCCCCUCGACCUAAGGGCUUUGAAGACGAUGCACACUGGGAAUUAGUGAAGCAAAUGUGCUGCUUCGAUCCUCAACAACGACUGAAGCUUCCGGUGGUCGUGCAACGACUCGCUCGCUUCGCGGACCUGGAAGCGAGACGACAAAGAGGAGGAGUUAGUGUACAUAUGCGAGAGCUGUUGUUCGGUGGGUCGGCUACAAGUUAAGACGUCAGUGUUCAGUUGACACCACGUUGAAGAUACAGGUUAUUCGAACGCUAAGCGAGCGAGCGACAUCAUCGCCAGGACAACGAGACCACCACACAGGACACGACCACCGAGUCGACCGGCGACAACGCGUCAGGCUUGGGGGGUUCAAAUCCCAACUUUUUGCUGUCCUUUGUGGCUAGACUCGACCUUCGAGAGGACAACUCGAGACGCGCUUCGACUUUUGAUCCAGUGUGCCAAGUGUUGUCCUACCGUUGUAAAGUCAACCAUGAAAACCAUCAUCAGCUUCCUGACCACCACGGUGAUGUACAAUAGGUACGUCACUCUGACCCCUACAUUCACUCUAAGGGUUUAGGGGUACGCUAGAUGCCGUUUUAUGCAAAGGAAGAGCGGACGAGAUGCGCAAAAACGAUACUUCCGUCCGCUCGAUAAAUUCAUGACUGAAAUUGUUGAAUUCAUGACUUUCCGGAUGACACAACAAUCAAACACCCCGUUUUAAGGAUGAAACGCAUUAGAUACAUCUUAGAAUACGAACCAACCACUUCUGAACGUAAGCGAGCCAUAUCAGUAUAUACCCACGAUAAAAAAAUAAAAUACCGGUUUGACAUCCGCG